Messenger RNA from Eruca vesicaria subsp. sativa (arugula), 1206 nucleotides. NCBI's taxonomy places the organism in Eukaryota, Viridiplantae, Streptophyta, Magnoliopsida, Brassicales, Brassicaceae. The record is from the annotation of a GenBank genome assembly.
GGAGCCCAACACCCCUAUUCCUCUUCACGCAUUUUUAGUUUCUUGUUCUCUCCUUUACUCCUUUUAUAAAAGAAACCUUCCUCCUCUGAGAUUUCUACUUCUUCUAAGAGUUAUUUUUAUUUUUUAAACACAUUAAGAGGUUUUAGUAACAAAUGGGUUUCUCUAGAGCAAAACGUGUCACCGACCCACUAGCCGACGAGGCUAGGGCUCGUCUCGUUGGGUGCAGCUUCAGCAGCGGCAGCGAACAUACCGGCGACGGUAUCGACGACUUCGACGAUGACUCCCCGUGUCUCUCCGACCUAGUCCAAGGCUUCUUGGAAGAUGAAACUAACCAUAACGUUAAUAACGAGGAGCCACGCUGGUGUGACACCGACUCGGAAUCAGACUCAGACUCCGACUCGGAGCAACUCGAGCUCCCUGACUUCGCCGACGACAUUGCCAAGAUUCUAAAGAACUCUCUUAGAGAAGAUAACUACGGUCGCAUGGUGCUCUUUCACGUGGCGAAGGCAAUGGAAAUCCUGUCGUCUAAAGGAUCUAAACAAGAACAGCGUGCCGUUUCGCGACGUGAGCUCAUGUCCGUUUUAAGACGGUUCGGACACAAUGCUGCGGUUUGCAAAACGAAAUGGAAAUCCUCCGGGGCCCUCACCGCCGGAAACCACGAGUUUAUCGACGUCGUUUACACACCCGCCGCCACGUCAUCUCCGACCAUACGUUACAUCGUGGAUUUAGACUUCGCGUCGCGGUUUCAGAUCGCUAGACCGACGGCACAGUACUCGCGUGUGCUUCAGUCACUUCCGGCGGUUUUUGUCGGGAGAGGGGAAGAUCUCAAGAAGAUCUUAAGGCUCGUGUGCGACGCGGCGAGGUUGUCGCUAAGGAGCCGUGGUCUAACGCUUCCACCGUGGAGGAAGAAUCGUUACAUGCAGACGAGGUGGCUUGGUUCGUUUAAACGCACCGUUAACUUAACGCCUUCGUCUCCCGCCGUUAACACCGUCAUGUGUCGUGCCGUUGGUUUCGGUAACGCCGUCGGUGACGGUGACCGUCUAUUUGUGCGGAGUCGAUAAUUUAAACGAAUAAAGCCACGUGGCAUGUUUUAACUCGUGAUUUUCCCUGAUUCUAGAGAAUAAUAGUUCAUUAUUUAAUAUUUUUUUUCGUAUGAAAUAAAUACAAACAAAUGAAAGCCAAAAAAAUAAUCCAGAUUUUACGUAG